Gadus chalcogrammus (walleye pollock) is the source of this 4804-nucleotide messenger RNA. RefSeq lists its product as uncharacterized. NCBI's taxonomy places the organism in Eukaryota, Metazoa, Chordata, Actinopteri, Gadiformes, Gadidae. Bases 3054 to 4658 code for a protein of 534 amino acids. The transcript is spliced from 2 exons. The record is from RefSeq and is a predicted model, not a curated record.
CAGUUAGAUGAAAUGACGGAUGUGAGUGGGGAGGCUCAGCUCUUGGCCUUUGUGCGCUAUAAUGAAGAGUCGGACAUACAUGAGCAUUUUCUGUUUUGCAAGAAGCUGACGGGACAGACAACCGGCGAAGAAAUAUUUCAGUUGAUUGACAGCUUUUUUAAAGAUAACAAUCUGGAAUGGAAGUCAUGCAGUCACAUCUGUACUGAUGGCACGGCUGCAAUGACUGGGAAAGUGCGUGGGCUGCAUGGGCGUUUCAUGAUGGUGAACCCCGAAAUCAAGUGGAAUCACUGUAUUAUCCACAGGGAGGCUCUCGCAAGCAAAAGGAUGAGCCCUGAGUUAAGUGCUGUUAUGGAUGACGCAGUUAAGGUGCUUAAUUACAUUCAGUCCAGGCCUAUGAAUCACCGAUUGUUUCAGAGUCUUUGUCAAGACAGCGGGGCAGAGCACGAUCAGCUGCUGCUUCACACGGACGUUUGCUGGUUGUCUCGCGGCAAAACCCUACAGAGGCUUUUCGACCUUCGCAUCGAGGUCUCUUGCUUUCUUGAAAGAGCACUUGCACCCUCUUGCGAUUGUUUUUGAGAACACAGGCUGGAAUGCACGCCUUGCAUAUCUUGCCGAUGUCUUCUCCAAGCUGAAUGAACUCAACCUGUCACUUCAAGGCAAGGACGCACACAUACUUAACAUGUAUGACAAAGUGAAUGGAUUCAUACAUAGUCACCUUGUGGGAGAAGAAAUGCAACAAUGGAGAUGUGAGCUGUUUUCCCCUCGUUGUUACCCAUCUUGCCACCACUGAUGCUGAAAAAAAUCCUUUAGUCAGAACACAUCUCUCCAAACUCCAAACUGACUUCAACCAGUACUUCCAUGACAUCGAAGAAAAGUCAGAACAACUGGACUGGGUGAGGAACCCCUUCAGAGGGACUGAGAGCAGCAGCAGCCUUCCUGCCAGACUGCAGGAAAACCUGGUGGAUUUGUCCUUUGAUCGUGUGCAAAAGAUGGCACAUGCUGAAAAGUCACUGACUGAGUUUUGGUGUGAAGUUGAAAAGGAAAAUCCUGAGCUGGGGAAAUGUGCAUUAAAUUAACUAUUGCCUUUUGGAUCACUUACAUGUGUGAAGUGACCUUCUCAGCCCUGAUUCACAUCAAAACCAAGCAGAGAAACAGACUGAAUGUGGAGAGCAGCUUGGUGGCGGCUGUUGCCACACUGCCCCCAGAACUGUCAAAGCUUUUGAAAGACAGGUAAGCUCAAGUGUCUCAUUAAACUGAAUAAAAGGUAUUUUUUUUCACUCACAAUAAUUGUAUAUGGUAUUAUUUAAAUGAGCAGGUGGAUUAGAUAUAAAGGCAAAGGGUUAAAUAUAAUUACCAGAGAUGGGGGGACUCGAGUCAAAGACUUGACUCGAGUCCGACUCGAGUUGCCAGUUUUGCGACUUGUGACUUGCUUGACCAACACUAACGAAAGACUUGACUUGACUUUGACUUGCCCCUUCCUGACUUGUGACUUAACUUGACUUGAGUCAUGUGACUUGCCAAGUCAUUGCACUCUUGUUAAAUAUUUUAAAUAAUAAUAAUAAAAAAAAUAUUAGAUGAACAUUGUUUUAUUGUGCGCGAGUGCUCCUGACCUGCAACCUGGCAACCCGCCCUCUUCCACGCAACGUGACAUUCCUGCAUGAGUCUAGUGAGUGAUCAUCAGCAGAGAUGGAAGGCGCUCCGACCAAUAUCCCGAAAAUAAUAAAUUUUGGCUAUAAAGAUGACACAAAAUAAAAGAGGAGCGACAUGCAAAAUCUGCAAUGUCAAAAUUACGGAUUUGCCAAGCACCACGUCGAAUUUCAUCCGACAUUUCAGGACAGCACAUAGAGAAAGGUGAGUAACAUGUUGCAAACCUAGAUGGAUUAACGUCCUUGAUUGUCAUUUUGCUACUUGGCUGCUGACAUUAGUGAGAGUACUAGUAGGCUAGUUGUUAUUGAUGAUUUUACUUAAGCUAAAAAAUAUAUAUAUGAAAUUGCAAAUCUGGUGAAAAGUAGCUGCUAUUCUCGAAGCGCUAGCUAGCUGUAACACCAGAACUGACUAGCUAGUUGCUAAAUAUCAAUGCAUGCACGCCGCUAAUGAGGUUAUACGGAAUCAAAACUUUUUUUGCGUUUGCAUCCCUGAGCUUGAACACUAAAACUGCAUGCCUAGAAUAUAAUAUAAUACGGAAUAAAAACUUCAUUUUCAAAUGUUAUGACUACUUUGUAGGCAGUGAUGGCAAGCUCCCACAUCAUCCUCUGGUUUGCUCUCUUGCUUCACUAGGCAUGCAUGCAUAGAUAGAUACUUAGCAGGCGGUGUUCAAGCUUAUGGAUGCAGACACGUGUAGAGAGAAAGGCAGAGGACGAGGGAGCACAUUUAAGGAGGCACUAAAUCAUGACUUCACAUAUCAGGGGUGCAAACCUGUCACCGUUUUUAAGCCAAAAUAGGUAAUUUGUGUGAUUCAUAUAGAUCUGUAAUAGAUCGGGGGGGGAGGCAUUUUCAAAAAACUUUAAGGUAAUGUGGAACGUUGGUACGCUGCAAGAACGUUUGGCUAUGUAACGUUGGCUAUCCUGCUAAUGUCAGACAGUUCUCUGACAGACGCCUCGCAAAUCAUAUUAACCAUUUUUGCUGGUUAGUGGUUACAAUAACGGUGUUAACGGACAGUGCAGUGUCUAUUUCUCGGUCACUCUGGAAAAAUCUUAGGCACAUUGGUCACCCAUUAUGUGUUUAUCACUUCACUGGAUUGGAAGUCCACUUUCCAGGCUCUCGCACGCCCCCUUCAGUGAGGCAGAGGUUACGUUUGCCUUCCCUAUGUGCUUUUUCACUGCGGUUUUAUGACAGAUCAGCAAGACUAAAUACCAUACAUGCAUUUGCAUACCUGAGCUUAAACACCAAAACUGACUAGUGUGCCUUCUAAAUAUCUAUGCAUGCAUGCAAUGAGGCUAUUGGGAAUUAAAACCUUACUUUCAGAUGUUAUGACUACUUUUUAGGCAGUAAUGGCAAGCUGUGGAGUGAAUACAUGAGUUUAAAAUGUUUAUUUUCUCCCCCCUCUGUCCCAAAUGUUUAGAUAUGAAGAAUACCUGCACUCUAAAGCAGCUCCAACACAAGACUCAAGCCAGCCGCAGAUAUCCCAGUUUGUCACAAGCAGCAAGCAACAGUAUACGUCAAGCCAUCCCCAGCAGAACGCCAUCACACGUUCAGUACUUUCAGACCUGGUAAUUGAUUGCAACUUGCCCUUGUCCAUCAUAGAGCACCCAAGUUUUCGGCGCUUCUUGUCUGUUGUUGACACAAGGUACAGCCCUGUAAGCCGAAGAACUCUUACAUCAAAAUUGGAUGGCGAAGUGCUGGAAAAGCAAACAAAAUUAAAGAAUAGUCUUGCAAAUGUUGAAGAUAUAUCAGUUACAGUUGACAUAUGGUCAGAUCGCAAGAUGCGGGGCUUCUUAGGAAUUACUGCUCACUGGUUGGAUGAUGGAGAAGGUGGAAUAGUCCUGAAAUCCGCUUUGCUGGCUUGUAAUAGGUUCAGCGGUUCCCAUACAGGGGAAAGAAUUUGUGAGGAAUUCAAGCAAAUAUGUGAGGAGUAUCAGAUCAAGAGAAAGCUAUUGCACAUUAUAUGUGAUAAUGCUGCAAAUAUGAGAAAAGCAUUCAGCACUUGUUUUCCACAACAUGGAGGCGAAGAGGAUGAAGAGGAGGAAGGAGUUGAGGGCGAUGACAUGUGGACAGACUUGCCAGUUGAAGACCAAGAGAGGGUGGAUCUUUUUCUCCAAACUAAAGCUCAGACAAGACAGCAGUGUUUUGCCCACACGCUGCAGUUAGUUGUGGGGGACGGCUUAAAAGACACCAAAAUAGCUAAUGCAGCUCUUGCGAAGGCCUGCAAAUUGAGCAGCUUACUCCACAGCAGUACUUCUUUCAAGGACAUUUUUGAGAGAGAGUUUGGGCAAUCUGGCAUUCCCUCUUCAGUUGUCACACGUUGGAACUCAACGCUUAGGCAAUUGAAAGCAGUACUGAAAUGUGACGCCAUGAAGCUCACAGCCAUUCUUCAAGAGUCUGGACACAAAGAGACAGCAUUCACAUCAAGAGAAUGGAGUCAAUUUCAAGAGUUGGUGCGUGUCCUUGAGCCUUUUGCCGAGGCCACCGACCUCACUCAAGGUGAAAAAAUGGUAACUAUAAGUGCAGUGGCCCCCUGUGUCCUCUCCCUCAACCACCACCUGGAAAACUUAAAAGGCACUUUGUGCUACUUGGGGGGCUUCAUCAAAACCUUACAGACAUCUCUUCAAAGGAGGUUCAAGGGGAUCUUCGUAAAUGUGAAGAUGGCAGAAAACUCAUCAUCUGAUAGCCAGCCAUUGCCCUUCUCUGACCCACUGUAUCUGAAGGCAGCCAUGCUGGAUCCUUCUUUUGGCAGCAUGUGGGUGACACAUGAUGUUUUGUUCGAUGACAACACUAAGGAGGAGGUGUCAAAGAUGAUAAAAGACUUCAUUCUGAAAGAUGCAGUGAAAGUCGGCCCAACAACCCCACGCGUAGAAGAGGAGGAAGAGGUCCAGGAGACAGAGCCUCAGUCAAGCCUCUUUGCGUCCUACCAUAGCAAGAGACAAAAGAAGGAUUCAGCUUCAACGCCUCAUAUGCAGCUCACACACUUCUUGGAGAUUUGUAGUGGACAGGACUGCUAAACACUAAACAAGCACACCCUUCCGUCUCUCUUCAUGGUUGUGGUAAGACUGUUGCAUGUUCCUGCAUCCAGUGCCCCGGUUGAACGUGUGUUUAGCCAUGGCGGGGUGAUCAUGAGACCCCAUCGGUCACAACUCAGUGCAAAAGU